AUGAGCGACGAACAGGACCCUUUAAUGGCUGCCUUCGAAGGUGAGGAAGCCGCUGCCAAUGGCGCUGAAAAUGCCGUCGAAGAGGUGGUCACAGAAGAAGUACAACAAGACAUUGAAAUGGUUGAUCCAGUAGUAGAGGCUCAUAAUAAGGCAUUGGGGGACUUCAAGAAGAAAUUAGUGGAACACAGACGUUACGAAGACCAAUUGAAACAACGUCGCCAGAACAUCAAAGAUAUGGAAAAACUGUAUGAUAAAACCGAAGACGAUAUUAAGGCUUUGCAAAGUAUUGGGCAACUAAUCGGUGAAGUAAUGAAGGAAUUAUCAGAAGAAAAAUAUAUCGUAAAAGCAUCUUCAGGUCCUCGUUAUAUCGUGGGUGUAAGGAACUCUGUAGAUCGUUCCAAAUUGAAAAAAGGUGUCAGAGUCACCUUAGAUAUUACUACACUGACAAUUAUGAGAAUAUUACCUCGUGAAACAGAUCCUCUGGUUUAUAACAUGACUAGUUUCGAACAAGGUGAGAUAUCAUUCGACGGUAUCGGUGGUUUGACUGAACAGAUUAGAGAACUAAGAGAGGUCAUUGAAUUGCCUUUGAAAAAUCCAGAAAUUUUCCAAAGAGUAGGUAUCAAACCUCCAAAGGGUGUUCUAUUGUACGGUCCCCCAGGUACCGGUAAGACUUUAUUAGCCAAAGCUGUAGCAGCAACUAUUGGUGCCAACUUCAUCUUUUCUCCUGCUUCAGGUAUAGUCGAUAAAUAUAUCGGUGAAUCUGCUCGUAUCAUCAGAGAAAUGUUCGCAUACGCAAAGGAACACGAACCUUGUAUCAUCUUCAUGGAUGAAGUUGAUGCUAUCGGUGGUCGUAGAUUCAGCGAAGGUACCUCAGCCGAUCGUGAAAUCCAACGUACUUUAAUGGAAUUGUUGACUCAAAUGGAUGGUUUCGAUAACCUAGGUCAAACAAAAAUUAUUAUGGCUACAAACAGACCAGAUACUUUAGAUCCUGCUUUAUUAAGACCUGGUAGAUUAGAUAGAAAAAUCGAAAUCCCACUACCUAAUGAAGCAGGUAGAUUAGAAAUUUUCAAGAUUCAUACCGCUCAUGUUAAAAAGGCUGGUGAGUUCGAUUUCGAAGCCGCCGUCAAAAUGAGUGAUGGUUUCAAUGGUGCAGAUAUCCGUAACUGUAUUACAGAAGCCGGCUUUUUCGCUAUCAGAGACGAUCGUGAUCAUAUUAUUCCUGAAGAUUUAAUGAAGGCUGUCAGAAAAGUAGCGGAAGUAAAAAAAUUAGAAGGUUCAUUGGAAUACAAAAAGUUAUAA
This is a messenger RNA of Vanderwaltozyma polyspora DSM 70294, 1299 nucleotides long. It is a transcript of the gene RPT4, whose product is annotated as proteasome regulatory particle base subunit RPT4. The transcript has a single exon. Gene Ontology annotation, cellular component: cytosolic proteasome complex; proteasome regulatory particle, base subcomplex. Gene Ontology annotation, biological process: positive regulation of RNA polymerase II transcription preinitiation complex assembly. Gene Ontology annotation, molecular function: ATP binding; proteasome-activating activity; ATP hydrolysis activity. Bases 1 to 1299 code for a protein of 432 amino acids. The record is from RefSeq and is a predicted model, not a curated record. Lineage: Eukaryota; Fungi; Ascomycota; Saccharomycetes; Saccharomycetales; Saccharomycetaceae.